CGGUCAGCGCACGCAUCAGGAAACAUUUGUCUGUGAAGUGUGCUAGAGGAGUGUUUAGAAGAGGUGAAGUGUUAGAAGAGGUGAACCGGUGAGUUUGUGAGUCAUGUCACACAAAAAGAGAAAAACUGAUGGAGACUGCGGCUAUGUUGGUUUAUCAGUAAGGAUACAAGACAGCGUGUACUACCAGAAGGACAUUAGUAGAAGCCGUAAAAAGAAGCCAAAAGAUGAGGACUUGAUACUGAGCCUGACGUGCCGUGAGCACCGUGUUCUGAAGCAGAGACUGCUGGAACCAUACCUAUCAGGCACAUCGACAAGGGAAUUGGAGUACAACUGGAUCACCACGGGUGGGCUGCUCUCAGACAGGUCUCAAGAUAAUGUUUUAGGAGACCAGGAACAAGUGUGUGCAAUGGCUUUAUGUUUUGUGCUGAAAAGGAUGCUAGAUUUUUUUAGGGAUGAUUCAUUUUUUGCUCGUGAGCUUAUUGAGAGGCUGGCUCCAACAAUAACCAGUGAGAUGAAAACAACAUUACCAAUGUCUCUGGAGAGAUUGAUGGAAAAAUUAUAUCAUGGGUACAUGUUUGAAGAAAUUGGGCGACAGACUGCGUGGUUAUUCCCGGAGCUAAACCCCCUUCAGUCUGUCACUGCCGUGUUGGUUACUGCUGUAUCACUCUGCAGCUACAUGAUAGAAUCUGUGGUGACUCCAAACGUCCUUUUAGAAUAUGAGAAAGCAGAUGAUCGGCGUACCCAGGACAGUAGAGGAUUCAAAGACUUUGGCAACAACGCAUUUUUAAAGAAAGAUUAUUCAAAGGCACUACAUCGCUAUACAGAUGCCAUCGAGAUAAAUCCAUUCAAUCACAUCGUUUACGGAAAUCGGGCACAGGUGUACAUUGAAAUGGAGAAGUACUCGAGUGCGAGAUCAGACUGCUUCCGUGCAAUGCUUCUGGACGAAACCUGGCCAAAGGCAUAUUACAAGGAUGCUGGUGCACUAGAGAAGAUGGGGCGGCUGGAGUAUGCGUGUGCCACACUACAUGCUGCCAUUAAAAACUGCUCUCCCGUUUACCCCAUGGCUGAUCUUAAGGAAAUAAAUCAGAAACUGGCUAAAGUCCAGCAAGCUUUAUUAGACAAAGAGGGUCAUGGAGUGCAAAGGAAGCUGCAUCAAGAGCAGAAGGUGCCACUCAAGGAGCAAGAACAGCAGCAGCAGCAGCAGCAGCAGCAGCAGCAGAAACAACAGCAGCAGCAGAAACAACAAGGACAGCAGCAGCAGCAAAAACAACAAGGACAGCAGCAGCAUUGCAAUAGUAUGAAAUCAAAUUUCGUUAUAUGCCGCGCCUGGAUAUAGCUGUUAUACGUGAACUGCCCGGUUAAUUGAAGAAACAUCAGGAGGCCAUUUCGAGAAACAUUGCGAAGAGUUACGUCUAGCAGAAGUCAAAAACCUGGUGACGUUUACACGCUACUUCACUUUAAGUUAUGACGUGAAGGAGAUGCCA
Molecule: messenger RNA, 1484 nt
Organism: Priapulus caudatus
Lineage: Eukaryota; Metazoa; Priapulida; Priapulimorpha; Priapulimorphida; Priapulidae
Exons: 11
Coding region: 104-1336 (410 amino acids)
Molecular function (GO): protein binding
Source: RefSeq, a predicted model, not a curated record